This is a messenger RNA of Ctenocephalides felis (cat flea), 2701 nucleotides long. RefSeq lists its product as uncharacterized. The record is from RefSeq and is a predicted model, not a curated record. Bases 263 to 2701 code for a protein of 812 amino acids. The transcript is spliced from 10 exons. NCBI's taxonomy places the organism in Eukaryota, Metazoa, Arthropoda, Insecta, Siphonaptera, Pulicidae.
UGGUUUGAUAAUAGUUAAUACAAGUGGUAUUUUAAUUUUUGUAUUGAGUUAGUAAGUGUGACCAAAAAUAAAGUGACAAACUAUACAAAGGUUCACAAAAUUUGGAAGCCUAAAAGAUCGCGUUAAAAGAAUUCUUUUAAGAAGUGUUUCCAAAUCAAUUUUUCUAAACUGUGAAUUAAAUAAAAGUAUAAAAUUGUGCUUAACAAAAAAAUAAAAAUAAAUAUCAAAAAUCUGUGUAGUGAUAUGAGAGAAAGUUGACGCCAUGAGGGGCGAAUGGAGAAGCGCACAACUUCUACGAGACCCUGAAAUGGGGGACAACGACCGGGAUGGGGUCUUUUGUGUCAGCAGGGUAAAUCCAAUGUUUAUUGAUGACAAUGACCAAGAGAUCAACAUGAAGGACGUCGAUCUCGACAAGGAUCUCGCCAGAUGUCCAAUGAUGAGAGAAAGAUCCAAUUCAUCUGGUUAUGGAUCUUCCAAUCAUAGUGAGGGAAUUUAUAAUGAUGACUUCAAAGACAGCCCUGUUCAUUCCAACAAUGCGACUCUGAGUGGUCCGCCUACCAAAAAACCAGAUCAAAUAACGACUAGUCCUUCUUUUCCAACAAUUUCCCGGUCGCAAUCUCGAUGGACAGAAACGUUUAGAAGUGACUCGGAAUAUUAUCAUCAAAUACCUUUAAGAGAACCUCAAUUUAGCAAUUCCACUGCCGAUAAUAUUUCAAGUUCCAAUGGAGAAGAGGCUGAAACAUGUGAUAAUCAAGAAAAUAUAAAAUCCCUGGAUGAACGAAGUCCUGGUUCUCCAAAACCACGUCCUCGACUGAGUCUGCCCCAAUCAAGAGUUCUAGGAAGUCUGGAAAAUACUACGAAUGUAUUAAAUAACAAAGAGAAUGUAUUUAUCAUAUCCAAAGAUUUAGAACAUAGAGAACCAAUUUUAAGGACUUCUCAACCUGUUUAUCUGGCUCGAAAUACACGAAUCAGUGAAUAUCAAAAUUAUCCUAUCUACGAGAACCCGAUUGGUAAAUCUGAGUGUUACCAAAGAGACGGAGGGUUUAGACAAAAUCCUGAACUACUUUUGAGGAACCAACGGUUUCACAAUCAGAUCACAAAACCUCUCCAAGUAAACCGUGAUAGUCCACAAAAUUUUACACCUAGAAAUCGGGAUCUCUAUCCUGGUGGAAGAUACCGACGUGAAUCUAGGGCAUCAUCUUUGUCUUCUGGAUCUGUCACUUCAUCCUCUGGCCAAGGAACUUUGUCAACAAUUCCUGAAGGCAAACUUCUUACUGAAGACUAUCAAUGUUUUGGUGAUGUUUUAAGCAGGAAGAAUAAUUUGGAGAGCGCUUCGGUUGCUGAGAAUUCUGAAUGUGAUAGUAAGGAUAAUUUCGAGGUUUUGAAGCAUACUUCUGAAGUACAAAAUGGACACCAUCAAGGAUUUGCCAUACCCAGACCAGUGUGGCCUCCCAUGGAUCGAAUCAUCUUAGCUCGAAGGAAGUAUGACGGUUGGGAUUCCGACUCCAACCUCACCCAUCAUCCAGAUCCGGCUCAUUUCGACUCAAAAAUGAGUCGACACGAUUCUAAUAACCGGAGGAAUUCCAAUUUCGAAAUUGACUUGAAUCUAGAUCCAAGAUUUCAGGAUCAGGAAGAUGACGGAAUUGGAAAUGAAGACGAAAUCAUAGACGGUAGAGGAAGUUCUACUAUUGGUGACAGACGUGAACCAAGUGAUGAUAAUAAAAGCAAAUGUCGUUGCGAUGCUUCAAGGAUGCUAGUCAAACUUUCACAAGAAAUCGAAUCCAUACUUUUAGAAGCUCAUUCUCCUAGAAGUGCAUUGCUGACGAUCCGCCAAGAACUUUUGGGUCACAUUAGGAACCACGAUUGUUCCGAAACCCAAUGUGACGUUUCGACAGGCAAAGCCCGUCAUGAUAUCAACAACAUGACGACUGAUGAUGUCUACGGAUUAGAAGUCACGACAGAUAUAUCAAAUGCCAGGACUGACCCAUGUCAAUCUGCUGACGACAGGGUGAUGGGCGCUGAUAAGAAUGUGGAUCUUUUGCAGCAGAAGCCCAAUGUUUUUCCAAGGAGUGAAGUAGAUGUUCAUCAUAGUUCAAAUAAUGAUUUAUCAAACUGUGAAGACGCUAUGAGGCGUUUGAGUGUAUGUUUGAGGAGCGACAGAAAGCUGUUGACCGUGACUAGAGCUUUUGGCGAUAAAGAUCCCAUGCUGAAUUUCAAGAACGAAAUAUUCAAUACGAAAAAUAUCGGGAGUCAAAAAGCUUAUAAUAGUGAACUUUAUAAUUCAGAAAGUGAAAAUUUAAAAUCUAAUAAUCAGUGUGAAUAUGUGAAUGUGAAAAGUGACCCAAUAGUGAAAACUAAAUGUGAAUUUGUGAACCGAAACAGUAAAGGAAAUUGUGAUAAUAUGUCAGAGUUGAGUAUUAACUAUGAACUGAUGGACAAGGACAAAAAGGAUCUUUGCGGUAAAGAGACAAGAGCUCACCGUGAAAAACCUAGCAUAUGGCAAAUGUAUUAUAUGCAAAGUUCUAAAACGCAGCAUAUAAAAGACGAAAUCAGCAGCAAACUGAAAAACCAAAAAGCCAAGCACAUACCAUACUUUAAGGUGUUUGAGAUAUAUGAUUUCAAUAGAAAAUCUGGUAUCAUACUGCUUGAUACCGAGCUGGCCGAAGUUAAGAUCGAUGCAGAGAUUAAAGAAUGUUGCUAA